Molecule: messenger RNA, 546 nt
Organism: Microthlaspi erraticum
Lineage: Eukaryota; Viridiplantae; Streptophyta; Magnoliopsida; Brassicales; Brassicaceae
Source: the annotation of a GenBank genome assembly
AUGUGUGAUUUGGUUGCGCGUACGGGUCGGCUCCAGCAGCGGUACGAGGGUGGCUCCCGUCUCGUAGCCGGGUGUAUUCCGUUUAGGUAUAUAAACUCUAAUGAAGAUGGUCAUUCUGAAACUGGGAAAGUGGUUCAAGUGUUGAUGAUCAGCUCAUCUAGUGGACCUGGACUUUUGUUUCCCAAGGGAGGUUGGGAGAAUGAUGAGACAGUCAGGGAAGCUGCAGUGAGGGAAGCAGUGGAAGAAGCAGGAGUCCGUGGGAUUCUAAUGGAUUUCUUGGGAGAUUAUGAGUUCAAGAGCAAGACUCACCAAGACGAGUUUAGCCCAGAAGGUUUAUGUAAAGCGGCGAUGUACGCAUUGUAUGUGAAGGAAGAGCUAAAGACGUGGCCUGAACAGGACACGAGAACAAGGACAUGGCUGACGAUUGAAGAAGCUGUAGAGAGUUGCAGGCACGCUUGGAUGAAGGAGGCGUUGGUGCAAGGAUUCUGUAAAUGGCAUAAGGAGAAGAUUGGGAAAGGGGAUGUGGUAAUAGCAGAUGAAGAUUGA